Messenger RNA from Stereum hirsutum FP-91666 SS1, 3536 nucleotides. RefSeq lists its product as uncharacterized. NCBI's taxonomy places the organism in Eukaryota, Fungi, Basidiomycota, Agaricomycetes, Russulales, Stereaceae. Gene Ontology annotation, biological process: DNA-templated transcription; regulation of DNA-templated transcription. The transcript is spliced from 17 exons. Bases 1 to 3123 code for a protein of 1040 amino acids. The record is from RefSeq and is a predicted model, not a curated record. Gene Ontology annotation, molecular function: zinc ion binding; DNA-binding transcription factor activity, RNA polymerase II-specific; DNA binding.
AUGUCCUCCGCCGAAGACGAGCCCCACGACGCCGAGCAAGGCACGACCCUCAUUCACAACAAAAAACGCAGGGUGCAGAGGGCAUGUGAUGUCUGCAGACGCAAGAAGAUACGAUGCGAUGGCGCACAAAUGCCGAGCACUAGAUGCUCAAAUUGUAUUGCAUAUAACUACGAUUGCACAUAUAUGGAGGCUGCCAAGAAACGCGGUCCACCGAAAGGGUAUGUUGAAACCCUCGAGAUGCGGCUGGAGAAGAUGGAGGGUCUGCUGUCACGGCUCUGCCCCGAUGCCGAUUUCUCCAAAGAGCUAGGCAUGACGAUCGACAAGUCCAAAUGGUUCCCCGAACUCCAACGUCACGGCUCAGGCUCAACAUCUCAAAUUCUAUCUUCACACGGCGGCGGCGCUUCACCAAGCUCAAUGACAGACCCCGGUGCGGUUGCCUCUCCUCCUGCCGCCAACGACGACGAGCUCCAGUCGAGCGAUGACGAGUUUCUGGGACAGAGCGCCCUGCUCUCCGAAUCGAUGAAGAACAUGCAUCUCCAUCCUAUGUUGCAGAAACGGUUCCUCGGGAAAUCGAGCGGUGCGAAGCUCGUGAUGGCAGCUAUUGAUCUCAAGUCAGAAUAUUCGAUGAAAGACAUGGAUCUUCAUGCGAUCGUGGGUACGAAGAGGCCCGAGUUUUGGACGGUGUUACCUUGGGAACGCUCAUGCAUGGACACCCGCCACCCCCGCCUCGAAUUCCCCGAUCCCGACCUGCUCGCCUCCCUCAUCGACAUCUACUUCGAACACGUCAACCCAUUCUCCGCCCUCCUCCACGCCCCAUCCUUCCGGCGCUCCGUCGACGAUGGCCUACACCUCCGCGACGACGGGUUCGGACAGGUCACACUGAUGUUGUGUGCGAUUGCGGCGAGGUUUAGCGAUGAUCCGAGAGUGCUGUUGGACGGAGGACAUGAUCAGAGUUUGCAUUCGGCGGGGUGGAAGUGGUUCUCACAGGUGGAGGUUACGAGGCGGUCGUUGUUGACGCCGCCGUGUCUGUAUGAUUUACAGAUUUAUUGUCUUGCGAUACUUUUCUUGCAAGGAUCCUCUGUACAACACGUAUGUUGGACCAUGACAGGCGUCGGGAUCAGAAUCGCACAGGAUGUAGGUGCGCAUCGGAGGAAGGUGUAUAAUACGAAACCAACCGCGGAGGACGAGCUUUGGAAGCGUGCGUUCUGGUACCUCGUAACACAAGAUAGGAUGAUGAGCUCCGGUAUGGGGCGGCCGUGCGCUAUUCAGGAAGAAGACUUCGACCUCGAUGUGCCUAUCGCGUGCGACGACGAGUAUUGGGACGAUCCGGAUCCGGAGAAGGCGUUCAAGCAGCCGCCUGGGAAGCCGUCGAAUAUGGACUUUAUCAUUUCGUUGUUGAAGUUGGUGCAGAUUAUGGCGUUUGCGUUGAGGACUAUCUACGCGAUCAACAAGUCGAAGGUCCUCCUUGGGUUCGUGGGUUCAGAGUGGGAACAGCACAUCGUCGCGGAGCUUGAUUCGGCGUUGAACAAAUGGAUAGAUUCCAUUCCUGAGCAUCUCCAUUGGGACCCCUCCCGCGAAGAUCCCACCUUCUUCCGGCAAUCCGCUGUGCUCUACUGCACCUACUACCACGUACAAAUCCUCGUCCAUCGACCCUUCAUCCCCUCACCCCGCAAACCGUCGCCGCUCUCGUUCCCUUCGCUCGCGAUAUGCACGAAUGCGGCGAGGUCGUGUAGUCAUGUCGUCGAGGUCGGGCUGAGGAGGAAUUUGCCGAUGCCGGUGGGGUAUUUCCAGAUCCCGGCGUUUGUGGCGGGGAUCGUAUUGUUGUUGAGUAUAUGGGGAGUCAAGAGGAGUGGGGUGAGCAUCGAUCCGGGGAAGGAGAUGCAGGAUGUGCAUAAGUGUAUGCAGGCACUCAAGGUGGCUGAGAAACGAUGGCACGCUGCCGGGAGGUUAUGGGAUAUCCUCUUCGAACUUGCCUCCCUCAGCGACCUCCCACUACCCGCACCCAGCCCAGGCUCCGCCAAACGUCAACGCGACUCCGACAGCCCUGCCCCCUCCCUCUUCCAGCAGCAAACCUCACCCUCCGUCCUAUCCCCUCUCAGCCCUCAUUUCAAACCCAUGGCCGCCGGCACUGGCUCCGAGACUACCGUCCCUUCUGACACGAGCUCACGACAAUACGCCGGUUCGAAGCGAGUCCCCAAAUCUCACAAACAGAGAGAAUCUUCGUCUUCCAGGUCGAGCUCUGUCGGACCAGGCAUCCAACCGAUUCCACCGCCGAAUGUUCAACAUCGGUCUCAACAGCAAACGCCACCGCUACCGCACCAGACCCCCUCUUCGACGUCGGGAUUUCCGUACGCUACUCUCCCGAUGCAUAGCGAUGAGUUGAGAACGGUACCCGCGGGAAUGAAUACCGCGUAUGCGGGCUUCGCUAGGCCCUCUAUCGAUCCCGUGACGGGGAACUGGUCUCUCCCUGGAACGCCUACGCAACAUACGGCCAACGUCGCAGGACCCUCGCCACGAGCUAAUGGUGGCGGCGAUGGGGGCGUGUCGUUGUUGAACGGGAGGUCGUUCACGUAUCCGUUCGGGUUUGGACCACCACCUUCGGGUUCUUCGGGGGCGAACGACCCGAUGCUCAGCCAGGAAGCUACGGAGAUGGGGCUUAGAGGUGGGUUUACGGAUUUCGGUGGGGGUUUGAAUGGGGGAGGAGGCGGCGCUGGGAAUGGGGUUGGGUUUUUCGGGUCGGGGGCGAGUAAUAUGUUUGGAUUCGAUUCGCCCAUGUCGGAUGAGUCUCGUCAGGGUGGUCAAGGUGCGCAGCCGAUGAUGAGCAUCACGGAUACUGGGACGGGUGCUGGCGCUGGAGGGUAUGCAGAUCUGAUGCAGGGGUUGGUUGGCGGGUCUGGCCAUGGCGGUAUUGGAGGCUCGGGGGCAGGACAGACGCCGUCGAGAGUUGGGUCUGGCCAGGAGACCGCUCAGGCGGAGUUGGAGGAUAUGAUGAAGAUGUGGUCGAGCAUGCCUGCUGGGUUUGAGUUGGAGGACUGGGAUACAUAUAUGACGAAUUUCUCGGGUAUGAGCCAGUUCCCCAUGCAAGGGACUAGUUCAGACACAGGCCCGUCUCCUCAAAGUUGAAUAGGUAUUAGGUGCAGUAACAGCACGCAGUAGAAGUCCCUUCUUAGCUAGUAGAUCGCUUGAAGCCCGUUGUAGCAUCCGUCUCCUUAUCUUGUUAUUGAUUGUUUUCCUUUGCUGUCCCAUCUGGUAUAUAACUUACCUUCACACUGUAUUAAUUUACUCUCCCUCCUCGCUUGCUCAUCGUUCGCUUUCUGUCUGUCUGUCACCCUGGUCCCCGACGCCAAGGUCAGCGCUAGAACGCUUCACUCACAUUCUAUCUUUUCAGGUCUUGUCGGUAUACGCUUUUCCUGAUUUUGUAUCCUUUGAUUCAAUACCAUGCUUGAUUUGCGUCGAGCCGUAAACAGUACCUACAGGACGUAUUUGCGUCGAUGCUUUAUUCGUUCACAGCCUUCGCCAAUCAAUAUACACCAUUC